Rhinichthys klamathensis goyatoka is the source of this 1821-nucleotide messenger RNA. It is a transcript of the gene st13, whose product is annotated as ST13 Hsp70 interacting protein. Lineage: Eukaryota; Metazoa; Chordata; Actinopteri; Cypriniformes; Leuciscidae. Gene Ontology annotation, molecular function: protein dimerization activity; Hsp70 protein binding. The transcript is spliced from 13 exons. Bases 164 to 1249 code for a protein of 361 amino acids. The record is from RefSeq and is a predicted model, not a curated record.
UUCGCGCCUGCGCAAAAUUCACAGUCUCGCGUUCACUGACUCGCGCGUGCAGAGCGAGUUCAAUCUCGCGACCAUCAAUUCGCUGCCGGGGAAGAGCGUUUAAGGGACUUAGCUCUUUCAGCACAUUGUUUUCUCUGCUUGAGUUGGAUUCCUGUUGUGGAAUAUGGACUCACAGAAAGUGUCGGAGUUAAAGGCCUUUGUGCAGCUGUGCAAAGAGAAUCCAUCUGUGCUGCAUCUGCCAGAGAUGGGCUUCUUUAAGACCUGGCUGAAGGGAAUGGGAGCAAACGUACCAUUAUCAGCAAAGAAUGACAGCUCAUCAUGCAAGGGAAGCUGUCCAUGUGAUGGGGCUCCCAAAGCAGCUUCAGAAUCCGAAACUACCCCGGCAUCUGAGACUGAAGAGAGUGAAGUGGAAAUUGACAAUGAAGGAGUGAUUGAGCCUGACACAGAUGAUCCUCAGGAGAUGGGUGAUUACGAGAACCUGGAGAUCACAGAUGAGAUGAUGGACCAGGCCAAUGAGAAGAAGGUGGAAGCCAUUGAAGCGUUGGGAGAUGGUGACCUACAGAAAGCUCUAGACAUCUUCACAGAGGCCAUCAAACUCAACCCAAAAUUGGCCAUUUUGUACGCCAAAAGAGCCAGUGUUUAUGUGAAGAUGCAGAAACCCAACGCUGCCAUCAGAGACUGUGACAGAGCCAUCGACAUCAACCCAGACUCAGCCCAGCCUUAUAAAUGGAGGGGGAAGGCGCACAGGUUGCUUGGCCAUUGGGAGGAAGCCGCUCGAGACCUGGCGAUGGCCUGUAAGCUGGAUUAUGAUGACGAGGCCAGUGCCAUGCUGAAAGAAGUCCAACCAAAGGCCAACAAACUCAUUGAGCACCGGCGCAAAUAUGAACGCAAGCGAGAGGAACGGGAGAUCAGAACGCGGCAAGAACGAGUGAAGAAAGCGAGGGAGGAGCAUGACAGAGCACAGAAGGAAGGGGAAGCCAGACAAGAGGCCGGAGGGGCACAUGGAGGAUUCCCAGGAUUCCCAGGAGGUGCUGGUUUCCCAGGUGGAGCUCCUCCGUUUGGAAUGCCUGGACUUAAUGAGCUAUUUAAUGACCCUGAGGUUCUCAUGGCCAUGCAGGACCCAGAGGUGAUGGCAGCGUUCCAGGAUGUGGCGCAGAACCCCGCCAACAUCGCCAAGUACCAGGGCAACCCAAAGAUCAUGGCCCUGAUCAACAAACUCAGCUCCAAGUUUGGCGGCCAACAGCCCUAAAAAGGGCCGAAAGAGUUCAUGUCCAGUUCCAAUACUCUGCUGUAGCUUUUUCUCACUGGGUUUCUUGGCAUAUAUUACAGACAGUACUUAACUUAGAAGCUGUCAAACUAAAGUUACUGAUUUUAGAUAUGUCUGGACUGUUCUGAUGACAGCAGAAGAAACUAUGAAAGAGUAUCGGAACAAGAUCAGAGAGAUGGGGUGCUUUUUGGGGGAGGGGGGGGGGGGUCGGUUGAGUGAAGCAUGAACUGUAAGAAUUGGGUUUAUUCUUGUAACGUUUUGUUGGGGACAAACUAUUUUGUGCGCUUCACUGAGGCUAACACAUUUAGCACUUAUGAUCCUGGUCUCCAGAUCGUCCCGGAUUCUGGAUUUGAGAGACUAUUCUAGCUGACAGUUGCUGCAUGGACAAACUGGAUUUAACAAACGUGUCCAUUCAGCAGCCAAUCAUUCCAGGGAUUUAGUCGUCUUAUCACCUUUAUUCAUUGAGUUUGGUAGAUAGCUUGUUUGCGGUCUUAUGUGGCGGACUGGAGAUCUGGUUUCAUAUCAUUCUUGGGGUCUAGACUAUAUUCAUACAU